AUGAACCUUACAGUCACCAUAAUCCCAGGCACCACUGCUCCACCACCACCACGAAAGUGCACUUUGUUUGAGACGCAGAUAUCAAAAAGGAUAACGAUGAGGCUAACCGCGAGCGAAGAGACGAAACGCAGCUGUCGCCUGAUAGCCAAAUACAGGAGAAUCGCGGCGAUGACAACCAACCGCAGCCUCAGAUACAACAGCCCGCACUGGCUGAUUGAAUCAAAUUCAAGGGUAGUUAUGUUCAGGCUACUCUUCAGAUUGUGUUACUCUGGUACAAGUGUUUGGGGUACUCAACAGUCCAGCUUAUUAGCACUGAGCUAUCUUCAACCAGCAGCUGCCCCAAGAGUUGUUGGGGGAACAGAUGCUCCCGAUGGCAAAUAUCCAUACCAAGUAUCUCUAAGGGAUCCAUUUAUGAUGUCACACUUUUGUGGAGGAUCGAUCAUCAAUAAGCGCUGGAUAUUAACGGCUGCACAUUGUGUCUCAGGAAAAAAAUCGAUUACUGUUGUUGCUGGAACAAACUUACUUGAUGGAAAAGACGGAAAAAUUUACAAAUCGGAAUACAUCGUUCAUCACAAAGAUUUCAGUAUGAAACAAAUAAUCAACGACAUAGGAUUAAUCCGUGUUGAUCGUGAUAUCACGUUUAGUGACAAAGUUCAACAUGUCAGACUGGCAAAAGAAGAUUAUAGUCUAGACAAUGAAUCAGCAAAUUUGACUGGAUGGGGCAGGCUCUCGAAUGGAGGAAGAAUUCCUAACAAUUUGCAAGAGAUAACUGUAAAAAUCCUUAAUCAAGAGAAAUGCAAAAGUUUUUGGGACAAAAUGAUGCUCAUACAAGAAUCACACGUGUGUACUCUUACCAAGGAAGGAGAAGGAGCAUGCAAUGGUGACUCAGGUGGUCCUCUUGUCGUCAAUGGUGAACAAAUAGGCCUUGUUUCCUUCGGUGUACCAUGCGCAUACGGAUAUCCAGACGUUUACACAAGAAUAUCUAAUUUUGUUAGCUGGAUAGAUGAGACAAUCAACAGUUAUGAAAGCAAUCUAUAA
Molecule: messenger RNA, 1038 nt
Organism: Copidosoma floridanum
Lineage: Eukaryota; Metazoa; Arthropoda; Insecta; Hymenoptera; Encyrtidae
Product: chymotrypsin-2-like
Biological process (GO): proteolysis
Molecular function (GO): serine-type endopeptidase activity
Source: RefSeq, a predicted model, not a curated record